CGCGAUAUCUCGUUUUACCACCGUACAGUAUUUCCAUCAUGGCAGGCAGUAAGUUGGUAUUAGAGGCUAGAGUAAGUAUAAAUGGCUUUAUUUUAGGGCUUAGCGUGGUUGUAAUCCCUCUGAUCAGAACCUGGUUUGGACGUCACGACUGGGUCUUUGAUUAUCUGACCGAGACUCCCGGGAAAAUUGCGAUUUCUUCUCAUAUUGCCCUUAUUAACGGCCUCUUACUUCUGAUAUACAAGGGACCUCUGUACAAGGUUGCUGUGAGAGCCUGCUUUUUGGGAGUGACCUUUGGCUGUGGUUUAAUUAUAAGCUUCUCUGAAACCACUUGGACACAUUUUGGCUGGUACAUGUGUUCCCUGUCGUUCUUCCAUUACUCCGAGUAUCUGGUAACAGCCAUCAUCAACCCUCGCAGCCUGUCGUUGGACUCAUUCCUGCUCAACCACAGUGUGGAGUACACGCUGGCUGCUGUCUCAUCAUGGGUGGAGUUCAUUGUGGAGAAGCUGACCGUUCCAGAACUGAAGCAGCUCAGUUGGUUGAGCUUCUUGGGUCUCUUCAUGGUUCUGUGUGGUGAAGGAUUACGGAAGGCGGCCAUGUUGACCGCUGGUUCCAACUUCAAUCACAUUGUCCAGAAUGAGAAGGCCCAAAGCCAUGUGUUGGUCACCAGUGGGGUCUAUGCCUAUUUCAGACACCCCUCCUAUGUGGGCUGGUUCUACUGGAGCAUAGGAACACAGGUGAUGCUGUGUAACCCACUGUGUAUCCUGGCUUACACAAUAGCCAGCUGGCGGUUCUUCCGGGAGCGGAUAGAGGAGGAGGAGCUCUCCCUUAUCCAUUUUUUUGCCGAGGACUAUGUUGAAUACAAGAAAAGGGUUCCCACCGGGCUGCCCUUCAUCUCAGGCAUCCGUGUCAACUAGACCAAGGAGGUGGACGCUGGACGCAAUAGACUUAAAGCUCUAAAGCAAGUCAGACCUGAUGGGUGUGUGUGUGUCGUGUCUCGGCACGGCCCUCCCGAGGUAAAACCCUGCAACUGACUGAGAGUCCGUAGCUCACAGGCAGAAACCAUGAUAGCUGCGACAGUGUCAGGCUGCUGGACUGCUGUUUUUAUAUCAACCUCCAACAUUCAGUUUAAGGCCAGACAACCUGCACUCUUCUACAUGUGUCCCAUUUCAUUUAUUUCUCACGUGUCAUUUGUACACUUGUAGCACGCUUUGUGUUCUCACUGAUUACCUGUGUUGUUGGAGAGUGAUGUGAUCAUUCUCUCAGGGGUUAGUAGCAAUGUUUGGACAGGAAAUCAACCAGGUUCAAAAUCAUUAGUGUACAAAUUCUUGUAGUACUUCUCCAUUAAAGCAAACUAUUUUUGAUAUGAGACAGACCCACACAAAGACUCAUUAUAUUCAAGUCCUGAUGUCUAAGUCUGUGUUUAUCAUCACCAUGAUUUUAGUGGCAGAGAUGCAGAAUAAAUGUCAGUUUAUUCUCUAAAUCUGGAUUUAAAUGAACAAGUCUGAUUGGUUGGGAAUGUUUAUAUUUUCCUUCUAAACAUGUCCAAUUCCACAUCGUCCCUGCUAAUUCCAGUUUGUCCAAUCACACCUCUUCAUGUGAAACCUGCAGUCAAGGCCUUGCUAUUAGAUGUUUGUGUCAGCAUAUAAAUAAAAAGACUUUUUGUAGGGUCAUCUGUAGUGUGAUGCACAGGUAACAAAAAAAGUCUUUUCUAUCUGAAAAGAUCAAAAUUACAAAGAGUGAAAUUCAAUAGCACAGGUUGGCUCAGUGCGCGUCCUCAAAACAUGUGAUCUGGUUUAAAAAGAGUUGGAUAAUAAAACGUGUCAUGAUUUAUGGAGACAAAUAGUCCCAGUUCUCACUUUGUACCUCAGCUUUUCUCCUUAUUUUGAGCUGUGAACAGAGAGGAAGAUGAGCAGAGGUGUUUCAUAUUCUAGAGUGACGUUUGUUCAAUUUUAAAUAAUGUUCACGAGAACUUUUAUAUUUACUCUUAGUUCCAUUGACAACAUGACACAGUGUGACAAGAGUGUAUCAAUACCAUACAGUUUUGUUUAGUUACACUCUUGCAUGUCCCAGAAUGUCUAACAGAGCAUUUCAUCGUCGUAUAUGACUGACUGCAAACGUAGACCUUCAUGUGUAUAUCGUCCCUGUUUGCGCCUCCUGUAGGCCUGUGAUGUGACUCAGAGGCAGGACAGGCGAGAGAAGUGACAAGGUAGAACAGAGUGGAGUAACAGGAAGUGCUCAUAGAGAGCGGUUCGUCACAAUAUGAAUAUGUGAAAGGUUGGUUUUUAUCAAGUUAACUAUACAAAAGUACAGAAUUUUACUAAUGCAUGGACUGAUGAAAUAAUUGAAGCUAUACAAAAUUCAGCCCCAACAUUAAAUCUACUUACAGCUUAAAAAUGUUGAGCAUUACUAAAUAAAUGUCUCAGAACCAGAGACCAAGUGACAUCACCAGAGGUCCUCGGCUACAGCUGUUUUCAGCUCAGGUGGAGCUACACAGCACUGGGCACAUGGCUUUAAUGUUGUGGCUGACAAAAACUUGAUUAAGGAUCGUUUCCAAGCACCUGAGUACAAGAAGGACUUGUGCAUACAGCAUUAUAAAAGUGUUUAGUGCUGUAUGCUCACAUUACAAAGUACCUGAGGCUGUUAAAGUAACAUGAGCAUGAUCUGAAUUCAACAGGAAGUGCUAACAGCGCUCCGGUGCUGUAGCUCCUUUUGUGUUUUAGGAACUGAUUUUUCUUUUUGUCUCUCCUGUCAGCCUGUGAUGCUCAAACUGUUAUCCAAACCAACCAAAUGACUUUAUACUGUCGGGAUGUAGCCUAUAGUAUAAAGCGCCUUUAGGGAACAGUUGUUGUUAAUUGGAACUAUAUAAAUAAAUCUGAGCUGAAUGACUGAGUUA
This is a messenger RNA of Oreochromis aureus, 2893 nucleotides long. It is a transcript of the gene icmt, whose product is annotated as isoprenylcysteine carboxyl methyltransferase. Gene Ontology annotation, molecular function: protein C-terminal S-isoprenylcysteine carboxyl O-methyltransferase activity. NCBI's taxonomy places the organism in Eukaryota, Metazoa, Chordata, Actinopteri, Cichliformes, Cichlidae. Bases 39 to 914 code for a protein of 291 amino acids. Gene Ontology annotation, cellular component: membrane; endoplasmic reticulum. Gene Ontology annotation, biological process: C-terminal protein methylation. The transcript has 5 exons. The record is from RefSeq and is a predicted model, not a curated record.